UCUCAGGCCAAUAGAUAAUCACUCGCAAUGGGUUUGCACGUUUUUUGGCCCGCCACGGCCUGCCUGACGAUGUUCAUCGUUUGCGUCAUAAUCUUGAUGCUCAAGUAUGGCGCGCGUGUUUGCAAAUUGCGACACCAUGCGUUGCCGUCCGACCAAGAUUGGGAGGGUAAAGCAUAUUCCAGAAAGUUGUCCGUCUCCGUGGCGUGAGAACGGAUAGCACAAACUGUCCCGAAAAAGUCGCACCUCGAUACACGAUAUUUUCUACUGAAGAUGAAACUCAACAGAUAAUAAGACAAGACUGUCGAUUAGAAUUUUUAUUAACGUAAGUUCAGUACACGAACGAUGAAACAAUUUUGCAUUUACUCUUUUUUUCGGGACACGAAUCUCGUAUAUACUGUAUAUAAACAGUAUUAAUCAUGUAAGUUAAGCAACUGAUUCGAUAUUCCGUCCAUUUUACCUUCGUAAUAUGUCUGUCAUUAACGUAGAUACGUAUUUCUUCGGAAAUCAGUGUAAUAUGGCUGCUUAAGAAAUUUUUAUAAAAUCAAGCUAAUUAUUUAUACAGCAAUUUAUAUAGCACAUUACCGAAGGAAAAAAAUUUCAUACCCGUCCAUGCAUUUUUGAUGUUAUUUGAUAUACUCUUAUUCGAAAUGUUAAUGAUAUUAAUAAUCGAGCACUUUUGUAAUUUUUGUAUCGAUACAUUUUACAAAUAAAACGAGAGAUCUAUCUCCAGAGACUA
Molecule: messenger RNA, 736 nt
Organism: Ooceraea biroi (clonal raider ant)
Lineage: Eukaryota; Metazoa; Arthropoda; Insecta; Hymenoptera; Formicidae
Gene: wrm2
Product: wurmchen 2 transmembrane micropeptide
Source: RefSeq, a predicted model, not a curated record